AUGAUUACCAUUUGUAAUCAUGAAUUGAUGCCAAAUAGAUUAUAUCUUUUGAAAUAAGAUAAAUUAAUUCUUAAGAAUGAAUAAGAACAUGGAUUAUCCUUUACUUUUUAAUAAUAAGAAAGUAAAAAAUUGAAAUUUGGAGAAUAACAUUCUUUUGAUUGCAAACCUGGUAACCAUUAUCUUAUAUGCAAAAAACUUAAUCUCAAAGCUGAAAUUUAUGUAUUUAAUACAUAAACUGAAAGAGAAAGAUUCUUAAAUCAUUAACAAGAAUUCUAAGCUACUAAAUCUGAACAAUAAUAUGAUAGUGAUGAUGUAACUAAUGAAAAUGAUGAAAUUCUAAGUGAGGCUAUAGGAAUUCUCCCUCAAAAACAAAAUAAAUUAAUUAAAUGGUACAUUACAGAUACGUCAUCAACCUAUUAUUCCAAAAAGGAAAAUUAAUCAACAACUUCUGAUUUUAGUGAAUAAUUAUUACCAGAAAAAAGAGGAUAGCGUAAAGGAUCCGAUCCUGUUAUUCAAAAAUCUGAAUUAAUUAUGUAGCCUAAAAUUCCAAGACCAACAAAUCAAAUCAACAAUCUACUCUAAAUCCAAUAAUUUGCUAAGAAUGUUUCCUAGAAUCAAUACACUAUCAAUCAAUAAUAAAUAUAGAGAUUAAAAUAAAAUUGGGAUAUACAAAAAUUUAUUUAUGAAUAUUUGAUUAAUUAAUAUGCAUUUUAAUGA
Molecule: messenger RNA, 717 nt
Organism: Paramecium sonneborni
Lineage: Eukaryota; Ciliophora; Oligohymenophorea; Peniculida; Parameciidae
Source: the annotation of a GenBank genome assembly